CGAGGAUUGUUUGACCAUUCAUCACACAAUUCAAGCUCAAAAGUAAAAGAAAGGAAGCUACAAGGGACUUGUCCUCCCAUUGGUCAUGGAAACUAUGGAAAACCAUGUUUGAGUGAAAGCAGUCAUAGGUCCCCAUUUUUUAAUCCCCGCAAUGGUUUUCACACAAUACAUUCAGAUCACAGUCCUGUGAAGCCAAGGAUUAUUACAGUGGUGAAACCUGGUGGGCGCACACUCAGAAGGAUAACAUUGCUUCUCAACAGGAGAUCAGUCCAGACCUUUGAACAGCUGAUGGCUGACAUUUCGGAAGCUCUGGGAUUUCCACGCUGGAAGAAUGACCGUGUGAGAAAGCUUUAUAAUCUGAGAGGGAGAGAAAUCCGAAGUGUUUCUGACUUCUUCAGGGAAGGUGAUGCAUUCAUAGCUAUGGGCAGGGAGCCCCUCACUUUGAAGAACCUGGAAGUGGUGUUACAAGAACUUUAUCCUGAAAAUCCUUAUGCUGCCAGUGCUGCCAUUCAGCAGAAUGAGGAGCAGUCCCAAAAACUGAAGAGCAGGCUGUAUGACAAGGCUUCAAAAGUGGACAGUGGCUUUGAUGAGACCGAAAUUACCAAGAACUGCAGCAAUAGCAUGUCUCCCAAACUGGUAGCUGGACAUGAAGGAAAAAGUCAAGCCAAAACAAAGCAUGAGGAAAAAAUGAGAACCAAAAAAAAGUGGACUAGAGAGAGCUGGGGUAGCGAGCAAGGAGUGAAGACUUCUAGAAAAACCCGAGAAAGCGAGAGAUACCUUAACCAUGAGAGGAGUUCUGAGGAUGGAUUAGAAGAGAGUUCAGAGGAGGUGGUGAGGUGUGAGAAGUGUGAACAGGAAAGGCAGGCCAGGCAAAAGUUACAAAGGGAAAGGCAGGCUGAGGCCUCAUUUGAGAACAGAGAUCUGAACUCAGGCGCAUGUCAGAGGUACCAUGUAGAAAGAAAUGCAAAAAUCAGGAAUUGCCGAAAAUCCUCAGAAACUUGUCUGGAAGGCGAGGAAGUUGGUUGGAAAGAUAGUGGCUGUAGGAGGACGUGGAAGCCCCUACACAGGAAUGUUAAUGAAGGGCUGGAGAAGCAUAAAAGGAGCAUUGAGAAGGAAAGGGAUGUGGAGAAACAUGAAAACCAUGGGAAGGAAGUAAUAAAAAUCAAGAAGAAUGCUGUAGAGGGGCUGCAGCUGACUCAUGAAGCAAAGGAAGAGAAUGGAAGUAGCUGUGUAAUGAACCAAAGUGGUUGGCUAAAGAAGGACACUCCAAGGGAUGCUGAGAAACCAUCUAAAACACAUAGGGAGGGCAGAGAGGGGCAAAGGUCUAAAGAAGAGAGUGCCAGAAGAGAGGGGAAUAUCACAUGUAGAGAGAGUGACAUGACACGACGAGAAAAAACAGGGGACCGCAGAGUGAAUAAAGAAGAAAACAAGGCUCAGGGAUUGGAAAACACAAGUCGUAGGUAUGCCAUUAAAAACAGGACCGAUGUGGAAAAACACUAUGAGAUUGGCAGAACUAUUGGGGAUGGGAACUUUGCAGUGGUGAAGGAAUGUCGCCACUGUGAUACCAAUCAGAUCUAUGCCAUGAAAAUUGUUGAUAAAUCCAAGCUGAAGGGGAAAGAGGACAUGAUGGAAAGUGAAAUUCUGAUCAUCAGGAGUCUCUCUCAUCCCAAUAUAGUAAGCUUAAUUGAAGUGUAUGAGACAGAAGCUGAGAUCUACCUUAUCCUAGAGUAUGUCCCAGGAGGGGACUUAUUUGAUGCAAUCAUAGAAAGUGUGAAGUUCACAGAGCAUGAUGCUGCUGUCAUGAUCACUGACCUGUGUGAAGCACUGGUUUAUAUUCACAGCAAGAACAUCGUCCACAGGGACCUCAAACCAGAGAAUCUUUUGGUUCAGCAUAAUGCAGAUAAAUCUACUACACUGAAACUAGCAGAUUUUGGCCUUGCAAAGCAGGUUACGAAGCCCAUAUUUACUGUGUGUGGAACACCAACGUAUGUUGCCCCUGAAAUACUUGCUGAGAAGGGCUAUGGGCUCGAAGUAGAUAUGUGGGCAGCCGGUGUGAUCCUUUAUAUUCUGCUCUGCGGUUUUCCCCCUUUUCGCAGUCAGGAACGUGAUCAGGAAGAACUGUUUCAGAUCAUACAGCUGGGUCACUAUGAAUUCCUUUCUCCAUAUUGGGAUAAUAUUUCUGCAGCAGCAAAAGACCUCAUAACCAGGCUGUUGAUAGUGGAUCCCCAUAAGCGCUACACAGCACGACAAGUACUUCAGCACCCUUGGAUCAGAACAGCUGGAAAAACUAACAGCAGAAAUUUGCAGAGAGAAGUGACAAUAAACAUUGAGCGUCAUUUCCGGGCCCAGCGCCGAAAGGAAGUUGCUGAUGAGGGCUCAUGAAAUCUCUUCAAGCUUGUUUAGUCUUCCUUUUCUUGUUUAACCAAGUUUAUGUUUUCUUUUCCAAAUGAAUUGGUCCUUUAGUGUAUAGCUGUUGCUGGCUAUCGCCAUGCCCUUUUUUUUUUUUUUUUAUUCUGAGAUUCUGAAGGACAGAGAUUAAGUUCAUAUCCACUUCCCUCUGAUGUUUCUUAGGAGUCUCUAUGUUGACAGCAGUGGGGACUAGAUAUUUCCUGGAGGGUAUCUAUUAUUUUUCGUUAAAUACUGAUUUGGAUUUUUACAUUACAAAACAUUUAUCUGAUUUAGAUGACAAAUGUUUGCUUCUGUGGCUGACCCUAGUGAUGACUCUUGUCUUGUUUUGUAUGAUAUCUUCCAGGAGUUUUUUGUUUAUAAUGUUUUGUAUUUAUAAUGUUUUCAAAAUAGCUGUCUGCAUACACAUCCUGCACUAAUUCUCUAAACUGUUUUUUCACCAAUUCCUGCUAGCAGUGGAGAAGGUGAAGGAAUAAUAAUAAAAAAAAAAGUAAAUAUAUUCUUUAACUGUAGGAUAUGUUAAACAGCAAGAUACUAUUUAUUAAAUUGUGAGGGAAUAAAAAUCCUUAUAGACUAAAUCAGAUAUUUUAUGAUAACUCCCUUGGCAACAUCUUUCUUUGGAUGUUUUCAGGGACAGGGUAGUAGAUGGUACAAUGUUUCUGUUAAACAACGGUGGUGCCGUGUAGUAUGGUAGUUUCAUUUGUUUAUGAGAAGAAGUGGGAAGAUAUCAUGGCUGAUACCUUUUCAAGACUGUAAUAAUAACUUUCAAAGAGCUCUUUUUCCUACUCUGGGAAGCAGAAGUUAAACAAUUCUAAGGCAACUUCAGUUCUUUUCCCAAAGGUGUAUUUAUGGAAUGAUAAGCUUUUUUUCAUACUGAUUUUUUCUUAGAAGCCAUCCACAUACAUCUGUGACUCUUCCAUGCUGAUGGAAAAUAGAAAGCUGGGAGGCUGCUUCUGUGACUUCAGUUAAUCCUCGGUUCCCCUUUCAUCAACACACUUCAUAGCUAAAUUGCUUUUAUAUGCUUUUGCAGUGUAGUUUAACAAUUGUUUGGGGUUUUUUUCCUUGUUGCCUUCCCUGGGGACUCUCGCCUUGCUUCCAUGAGAAUGGGCAAUGGGAUGAAAUUACAUUAAAAUUCAACUUGAGGAAAAACAACUUGUUUGCAAUGGAAAGGUCUCCCAGGGGAAGUGUCAGAUGCUUCAUUGCAUGGUUUUUUUAUAAUUUGAUUGGAUGCAGUUUUAAAGAAAUCCUGAGGGGAAAAAAUACAGUCCUGAGAAGGGCCAUGACCUAGAACAACAUUUGAAUCUCAGAAUUUUUGGUUAACUAACCAAAUCCAGAAAGCACUUGAGUUGUCUGUUUUAUAAUGCUUUAUUCAUGAGUUACAUGUACUAGCAAAUAAUAUUGAUGUUAAAACAUCAGUGGUAUUAGCAUUGAAUUCUUAGCUUUUAGAAAUGAAUGAGGGUAUUUUAAAUUGCAGAGCUGCUGCUCUGCCUGUGUAUUUCAUAAUGAGAAAUGUCAGAAGCAUUUCAGAAUCGAUAGAGCAUUUUAAUCGCUAUAUGAACCAGAAUAUUAUUUUUGGUGAGUGCUAGUAUUUUCUGUGAACUUACUGAAUUACCAAAAAGUAUGGAGUAUUGUCAUCAUGUUUCUGUUUCAACUUGUGACUGUUUUGCUACAAGAAUGAUAUAUGAAAGUAGAGACAACUUGACUUUUAAAGAAGAAUUGCACUUUCAUUUGAACUGGCUUAUUUUUAAUAUAUGCUGGAAUAAGACUUUCUGUGGAGUUCAAGAAUUUGUGAAACAAACCAGUCAAAUCUUUACUGUAUGCCCAAAUAGUAGAUAUAUGAUAUGUUAUACCUCUGCUUUAGAGGCCCUGAGUCAGGAAGACUUUCUUUUUUCCCUUUUUAAGUGCUUUCCUGAGUUAAGGCUAUGUGUAACCUAAUAUUCUAAAAAGCAUUAUGUGGUCUUUGAGUACUAGUAAUAACUUCUCUGUUAAUUUAAGUCUAUUUUGGAUAGGAAACUGUGGAAAAAUAGUUUCUGACUUGCAAUAUUAUAUUUUGUAAUUAUUUUAUUUUUAAUAUAGCCAUUUAGGAAUAAAGUUUGAAGUGGCAAAAAUAAUAUUUUAUCAGCAAUGAAUCUGACAGUUUGGAGAUUGUGCUACAAGUUGCCUUUUUCACCUUUAAGAACCUGUCUACAGCCUUAUUCAUAGUGCAGAAGAUAAGAGAAUUUGCUUGUAAUGAAUAUAAAUGUAGAGUUUUUUCAAAUAUUUCAUUUUUCUCUCAAGUUCUCUGGGUCCCAGACAGACUAAACAUGGCUGUGCUGUGUACUGUCACUGCAUUGCAUCUGUAAGUACAGACACUGCUGUGGCAGCGCUGAGGGACUGGUUUGUUGGUGUUGUUAAUAGACAUGUGGCAUUAUGCCCUCCUUCAGGUUGGAGGCUGUGAAAGCUUCCAGGUGCUUCUCAGGGUUUUUGCUUCUUUCUUUUUCUCUCCUAUUUAGAUACUGCUUCUUUUCUCCCAUUGCUUCCAGUGUUCUUGCUCUGCCCCCAUGCUACUCUUAAGGGGUCCAUGUCUCUAGUCUUUUAUGGUUUAAGUUGCUUGAAGCAGUGAGAACACAUACAAUUCUGGAGAGCUCAGCCUCAAGCAUUGAUGCUGAUGCUGAAGGUUAAAGGAUUAGAGAGGUCUCAGACAAAAAAAAUGGUGAAAACCCCUUAUUGGUCUCAAAGAGGUUCCCUCAUCUCUUACUGUCUUUUCUCGAUCUUUUCCCAGUGUAUGAUAUUCCAACACAGACCUGAUCUUUAUCCCUCUGUUAGACAGUUUCUAAACAAAAUUCAUACUCUAGAGGUGAGGAUUUUUGCUGUUCUUAUUUCCUUUCCUGAGAUUUUUCUAGUGAUUACUGUCUUCCCUGGGUUCUGGAGUCAUCUUCCCCUUAUGCUUUCAUUUCUUGAUUGCUUCCAUUGUCUACAGGAGGUCUGAAGAAGCUCAAAGUUGUGGAAGAUUAAAGUCUCACAGAGAGCAGGUUCUUGCUGAUUUGCUAGGAAGAAGAAAUAUCCCUCCUUGCCCUUCAUUAAAUUUUUGUGGUUUAGACUCUCACAUGGCCAUAUAUUCCACUGAAAGUAAAACAAGCUAUGGUGUUCCUAGCUCUUUAGAUAAUUACAAUGAAGAAAGUCAGAAUAUACCAAAAAAACCUCAAACAACACCCCCC
Messenger RNA from Athene cunicularia (burrowing owl), 5603 nucleotides. RefSeq names its product doublecortin like kinase 3 (gene DCLK3). The record is from RefSeq and is a predicted model, not a curated record. NCBI's taxonomy places the organism in Eukaryota, Metazoa, Chordata, Aves, Strigiformes, Strigidae. Gene Ontology annotation, biological process: protein phosphorylation; intracellular signal transduction. The coding region runs from base 289 to 2382 and encodes 697 amino acids. Gene Ontology annotation, molecular function: protein kinase activity; ATP binding. The transcript has 4 exons.